Molecule: messenger RNA, 714 nt
Organism: Capsaspora owczarzaki ATCC 30864
Lineage: Eukaryota; Filasterea; Ministeriida; Capsasporidae
Product: dynactin 4
Exons: 6
Coding region: 23-562 (179 amino acids)
Source: RefSeq, a predicted model, not a curated record
AGUUCUUGUGACUUGAGCAAAAAUGGAACUUCCGAUCGAACGCUAUGACAAGGGGACGUACAUUGAGACGAACACCAAGAACAAGAUCAGUCGGCAUAGCACUGUCUGCGGCACCCAGAACAUUGUCCUCGGCGGCAAGAGCAUUGUUCACGCAGAGUGCGUCAUACGAGGUGAUCUCAAGCACAUCCAAGUCGGAAAGUACUGCAUCUUGUCCAAGCGCUCCGUGAUCCGACCGCCGCAUCGUCUUUACAAAGGCGAGGUCGUGUUUUUCAAACUGGAAAUGGAGGACUAUGUUGUGAUUGGAGAGGACUCUGUUGUGGCUGCGGCAAAGAUUGGCUCGUAUGUUCAGAUUGGCAAGAACUGUGUCAUUGGCGCACGAUGCAUCUUGAAAGACUGUUGCCGAAUACUCGACAAUACCGUGUUGCCGCCCGAUACUGUUGUUCCGCCUUUUGCCGUGUUUGGCGGCAAUCCAGGAACCCUGGUCGAUCAACUGCCUGAGUCGGCCAAGCUACUUCACCAGGAACUGGCGCAAACCUUGGCGGCCAACUUUGUACCGCAAUGAAUGCCGAAGAACAAAUGACGUCGAAAUUUACUUUGUCAAAUUGUAUGUAUUCAAAGCAAGCUCUUCGACAGCGUUACAGCAAACAAGAAAGUCGGCCAACGGCCAAAACAUUCCCAGGGUGAUAAAUGACAAAGACACUUUGAAGAAGAAGA